GGAAACUGGGAAACUGGCCUUGUUUACACCAGUAGUACAAGAAGUAAUUUGGGUUCUGAACUACUAAACCUUUCGGACAAUAAUCCAUCCUCCUUUAUCCCUCUCCAAGCCUCUGUACAGAUUACCAACUAGAUCCGCCAUUGAAGUUGUUCGGAACUCUCGACUACCUCCGUUAAUUUCUUCAGAGAAGAAGAAGAAGAAGAAGUUAGGGUUUCAGGUUCAGCUUGCCUUCUCUAUCUUUUUACCUCAUUUUCUGGUUUCUGUAUCUGUUGAUUCCACUUAAUUUCUUAUCUAAUUUGGUUGAUGAUUCCUGUCAAUAGUGUUCGUUCUGGUUGUGGGUUCUGAAUCUUCUGAUUCCCAAUCACCUGUUUAGGAUAAGCUGCAAAAUUUUAUUCUCUCCUCCCCCUUCCCCUCUUUUGUGUUCUUCUUUCGAUUUCUAAUAAGUAGCAAGUAAGGGCUUUAGUUGGUCAAUCUCUCUGUUACUUUUUUGGUUAGUUGUUGUAGGGAUUAUGCGGGUAGGGUGUGGGUCUGUACUCAGAAAGGGAAGCUGGCUACUUGUUUCCCUUGGUUGAAUUUUUGCUUAACGUUGUGAUCCUUGUUCAAUUGAAUAAAGUUCUGAAAGAUUCUGGUUUCUGGGAGUUUCUAUCUCAGUUUCAGUUUUCUGCGGGAUCGGAUUUCUAGUCGAUGAAAGGAUUUAGAAGGAAGAGACAAUAACAUGAGUGUGUAGUUUUUGUGAUUGGGUUUCUUUUAUAAUCUCAUGGAAUUGGUCACAAAGCUGUAAGGGUCUUCGUACAUUAGGAAGUAAUAAAAACUUCCCAUUUUUCUUCAUAGUUCUUUGUUCAAAAUUUAGACAAUAGUUUAGAGGAAACUAGGGGGUUUGCUCCUUUUCUGCCACGAAGCCUGUGUUCUCUCGGUUCAUUGUUACCAUUCUUUCCGCGAUUUGAAAUUGGACAAGAGAGUUGCUUGAUUCUUGUUCCUGAUAUUUUUUUUCUGCCUUGUCCUCUUGUGUCCUCCUGUGAAGGCAUAUAUUUUAAUUGUUCCAAUUGAAUUUCCAUUUCUCCUUUGCUUUGACUGAAUAGUUGAGCUUUUCUUUGGUGGGAAGUUCAGAAAUGCUUGCAGUUUUUCAUCCAUUUGGUCUCAUGCAAUCUUGAGUUUGGAUUUGGCAAGAAGGAUUUCAGUUUUUGUUAGGUGAUAGAAUUGGCUUCCGUUGGGCUUUGUGGUUCUUGGAGCUCUGGUCAUUGUUUGUGCUAUGGCGGAAUGUAAAUCAUUGAUACCAACCAUUGAAGGAGAAGAUCAUGUAAUUGCAGCGGCAAAGCACAUAGUAAGGGCUUUAGGGGCAAAUACGAACUUGACAGAUGAUGUGAAGAAAAUUCUGGCAGAUCUUGACUCCCGAUUGUCCACCAUGACAGUGCCCUCAUCAAACAACAGAGGGGAAAUAAUUGAGAUCGAACAACGGCUCAACUUCAUUCAGGAGAAGAUUGCUAGUUGGGAGUCUGAUCAAUCUAUCUGGGACUCCAGCCCAGAGGAAGCUUCCGAGUAUCUUCAGGCUGUGGAGGAAGUCCAAAGUUUGACUGAAAGCUUGGGGGCUUUGUCUAUGAAUGAAGGUGAAGAAGCAACAAAGCUUCUUAACCGGGCUCACAGUGUUCUUCAGAUGGGAAUGGCUAAGCUUGAGGAAGAGUUCAGUAAUAUUCUUAUGCAGAAUAGGCAACCUUUUGAGCCUGAGCAUAUGUCCUUCCGUUCCUGUGAAGAAGAUAUUGUGGAUGAGGAAUCAACCAUAUCAGUUGAAGAUGAUUCAGCUGAGGACUCACUUCAGAGAGAGAGUACUUCCAAGAGCUCAGAGGAGUAUACCAUAGAUUUGGUCCAUCCAGAUGUAAUUCCUGACCUCAAAUGCAUUGCAAGUUUGAUGUUCACAUCAAAUUAUGAUCAAGAAUGUCGUCAGGCUUACAUUAACAUUCGAAAAGAUGCCCUGGAUGAGUGCCUAUUCAUUCUUGAAAUGGAGAAACUGAGUAUUGAGGAUGUGCUAAGAAUGGAAUGGAGUACCUUGAAUUGUAUGAUCAAGAAAUGGAUCCGAGCUAUGAAGAUUUUUGUGCGUGUUUACUUGGCCAGUGAGAAACGGCUAUGUGACCAGGUAUUCGGGCAGUUUGGAUCAGUUAAUUUAGUUUGUUUUGUUGAGGUAUCAAGGGGUCCAAUGUUGCAACUCCUGAAUUUUGGUGAUGCUAUAGCAGUUGGGCCCCGUUUACCAGAAAAAUUGUUUAGGAUUCUUGACAUGUAUGAGGUGCUAGCUGAACUGCUACCUGAUAUAGAAACAUUUUUCUCUGAUGAGGUCGGUUCUUCUGUUAGAAUUGAGAGCCAUGAGGUCCUGAGGAGAUUGGGUGAUUCUGUUAGGGGUACUUUUCUUCAAUUUGAGAAUGCUAUUCAGUCAAAUGCAUCCACAAAUCCCUUUGCUGGAGGUGGGAUCCACCCUCUGACCAAGUAUGUGAUGAAUUACAUCAAGAUCCUUACUGAUUACAGUGGUACCCUUGAUUUGCUUCUUGAAGACCAUGAUGAGUAUCCUGCUUCCCUACUGUCUAAUAUCAGCCCUGUUAAAGAGGAGGAGAAAGAGAAAGAGUGCUCUUCUUCGAGUAAUUCACCAAUGGCCUGCCAUCUACAGUCAAUUACUUCAGUUCUAGAAUCCAACCUUGAUGAAAAAUCCAGGUUGUACAGGGAUGAGUCUCUGCAACACUUUUUCCUGAUGAAUAACAUUUGUUACAUGGUGCAAAAGGUUAAGGGUUCUGAACUUGGAGCCCUUUUUGGGGACAACUGGAUUCGACAACACAACAGGAAAUUCCAGAAGCAUGCAAUGGGUUAUGAGAGAGCUACUUGGAGUUCUAUCCUCUCUUUACUGAAGGAUGAGGGGAUUUGUAGCCCAGGUUCAAACUCUGUCUCGAAAACAGUACUCAAGGAGCGGUUCAGGAAUUUUAAUCUAGCUUUUGAGGAGGUUUACAAAAACCAGACUGGGUGGUUAAUCCCAGAUCCUCAGCUUCGGGAGGAUCUACGGAUCUCAGUGUCACUGAAAGUAAUCCAGGCGUACCGGACAUUCACGGGGAGAUAUGCGAGCCAGCUAGAUGGUGGGAGGCACAGUGACAGGUACAUUAAGUACAGUGCAGAUGAUCUGCAGAAUUUCCUCUUGGAUCUCUUUGAGGGUUCCCCAAAAUCGUUGCACUACCCCCGCAGGAGAUUUUGGUGACCAGUGGAAACAAAA
Molecule: messenger RNA, 3241 nt
Organism: Macadamia integrifolia
Lineage: Eukaryota; Viridiplantae; Streptophyta; Magnoliopsida; Proteales; Proteaceae
Product: exocyst complex component EXO70E2-like
Exons: 2
Coding region: 1250-3226 (658 amino acids)
Biological process (GO): exocytosis
Cellular component (GO): exocyst
Molecular function (GO): phosphatidylinositol-4,5-bisphosphate binding
Source: RefSeq, a predicted model, not a curated record